AUGCUCAUCUUCAGGGGCAGGGCGGCCGCGCUGCGCGCCUUCCGCGCCAUCCUCGCCAAUGACCUUGCCCUCCCAUGUGCCCCGGUCCUUGGGUCGGUGUGCUCCCUGGCGCAUUUUGCGCGCGACGGCGCGCAGGAGCGAUCCAUGAUCCAUCAGCAGCACGCCGGCAUGCCGAAAAUCGCCCAGCGCUGUGUGCACCCUGGGCUGGGCGGCAUCGCCGCCGAUUGCUCGCCGCUGAUGCGGGACUCGAUGGCCGAAGGCCGGGGCGGCCGACUGGAUUCCCUCCCGCUGAUGCGGGAUUCAAUCGCUGGAGGCUGGGGAUGCCGAUUGGGAUCGCAUGGUAGGCGAAUGGGCACUUCGGCUGGCGGGGGGGAGGAGAAGGGGAAGGACGAGCGGGGGGGGGACGGGGCAAAGGAUGGGGACAAGGGGGAGGCGAAGGAGGGGGAGGGGGCCAAGGGGAGGGGGGACACGGUGGAGAAGCUGCUGCGCAUGGGGGUGGCCUACACCACAGCGGCGGAGGAGGGCCUGAGGCGGAGGGCGGAUCAGCUCAAAAGCCUGCUCCAGCAAGCUGUGCAGGGGCCUGAGGACUCGGGCAGGACACCCCAGAAAAGUAACACCUCCGAUGCGCUUCUUGAGGGGGGUGGCAUUUUUGGCUCUGUCCUCAGAUUGCUGUUGACCAUCCUGUCAUAUUCGCUGUCGAGGGCUGUGGCAUCCAUCGCAGACACCACCUUCAAUGAGGAACAGUUUCUUGAGGGAAGCAAAGAUGCAUACUUCAUGGUGACACACUUGUUUGGGGAGCGCGACUGGGUCACUCUGAAGCCGCUCGUCUCAGAGAGGCUGUUCAAUGUCAUGCAGGGCGUUGCCGCGGACUACGAGAAGCAGGGCCUGAAGUACACGACGACGGCGGAGGACGUUCGCUCCGCCUUCGUCACGGCCUUCUCCCUCCUGGACUUGGAGGCUGUGCGCAAGUUCUACCCCUCGGGCCUUGAGGCCCCGCCCGACCACCUGUGGCUCAUGGUGGGCGUGCGCUUCCUGUCGCUGGACAGGUCCGUCGUCACGCGGCCCGACGGUGUGGUGAUCUCGGACGACCGCCAGCUACGGGAGGAUCAGUGGACCUUCGUGAAGGGGCCGCUGGCGAAGGUGCCCGCGGGGAAGUCGGACCUGCAGUGGACGCUGCUGUCGAUCGGGUAG
Molecule: messenger RNA, 1191 nt
Organism: Ostreobium quekettii
Lineage: Eukaryota; Viridiplantae; Chlorophyta; Ulvophyceae; Bryopsidales; Ostreobiaceae
Source: the annotation of a GenBank genome assembly